AGGGUGUGCACUGCGUGCCUGGGCGUCCUGGGCCGAACUUAAUCACCGUGGAGCUCGGCGGCCGGUUAGUUUCGCGCUUCUUGGUCGCCGGCAGACAGAGGUCACCAGGCACAUGCGUCCGUGCUUCGAGGAAGUAUCUGUCCACUCCAUGCUGGAAGGGCAACUUGACUGCACGUGGCCGAUGAGUCAUGAACGCCUGGCAUUCGAGCCGGUGAUGCUGCGAGGACCUAUGGGGUCCGCGAACCAAGGUGCUCCUCUACGAGCGGAGAACUUGCAGUCGGGGUUAUUUGAGGGGUCGCUGACUCAGACGGCUGGUGUAGUCAGAGCAAUUUACUGUAUGCAGUAUGCAGGUCCACAAAGUUGCGCUGGGGUCCAGGUCCCCAAUCAGCAGGCAACACGAGGUGCCCAGUCCACCGAUGGCAGGACCAUCCCUGUUGAGUCAGGGAAGAGAAACCAAAAUCCCCAUUGUGAGAUCGUUGGAGAAUGCGGUGCGGUGCAUUUGUGGAAAUGCAGGAGAUUUCUUGAUUUUCUUUUCCCAGCACUUGUCUUUAAGCUUCAAGCUUCUAAGGAGGAAGGCACUCAUCAAGUGACAUCCUGCUCGAGUAGUCCAGUCCUUCGAUCCAGCGGCAAAACAUCACAAAAGGAAAAUUCAAAACCGUUUUGUCUCUUGUACCAUGAUGUUGUGACACGCAUACCAGGAGAAUUGGACUCACGAUGUAUUCACGCGCAGUCUCAACAUAUCUUACUGCAUUGUGAGAACGACGCACAGACAAUCAGCAGACGUCCGCCCGGCUUCAUCAUGUCACACAGUCUCAAAUAUUUCGAAAAUCUAUCAGAUACAAUCAGAUUUCCAUCUAUUUUGCGGCGGGUUGAACGCCUCCCGAUGGGAAUACAUUUCAUAGCCAUGCAGCACAACCUCCUCGAGGACCAGUGUCACUUCAGAAUAGCCACGGACCUACUGGACGUGUCGACCACCAUCAGCAACCACCACAAACACGCCAUUACGCUGAUGAGAAUGUAAUCACCCACCUCGUCCCCUAGCCCCCUCCGGCGUUAUUUGUAAACAGCUCUGGUGAAUCAGAUUGAGAGCCUUGACAGCAUCCCGCGCGUCGAUAACGCACGAGAUGUUGAUCUCGUUCGCGCCCUGACUGAUCAUCUCGAUAUUGAUGUUACCGUGGCCCAGCGUGGUGAACAUGCGGCCUGCUAUCCCCACCAUGUUCCGCAUUUUCUUACCCACUAGCGAGAGAAUCGCCAUGUCCCGGCUCACUGUGACCUGUGCACCAGGCGUCAGCUAUCCUGACAGUUUCAGGUAUAUAAUAA
Laetiporus sulphureus 93-53 is the source of this 1320-nucleotide messenger RNA. RefSeq lists its product as uncharacterized. The transcript has a single exon. The record is from RefSeq and is a predicted model, not a curated record. The coding region runs from base 113 to 1021 and encodes 302 amino acids. NCBI's taxonomy places the organism in Eukaryota, Fungi, Basidiomycota, Agaricomycetes, Polyporales, Laetiporaceae.